Messenger RNA from Columba livia (rock pigeon), 4904 nucleotides. RefSeq names its product frizzled class receptor 4 (gene FZD4). The record is from RefSeq and is a predicted model, not a curated record. Gene Ontology annotation, molecular function: Wnt-protein binding; Wnt receptor activity. Lineage: Eukaryota; Metazoa; Chordata; Aves; Columbiformes; Columbidae. The transcript is spliced from 2 exons. Gene Ontology annotation, cellular component: plasma membrane. Gene Ontology annotation, biological process: non-canonical Wnt signaling pathway; retina vasculature morphogenesis in camera-type eye; canonical Wnt signaling pathway. The coding region runs from base 78 to 1667 and encodes 529 amino acids.
CCCGGCCCCUCCCCGUUGGAGCCGGCCCGUGCGGCACGGCGCGGCCGGGGCCGGGGCCGUGGGGCGCAGCUCGGGCCAUGGCGGGGGGCGGCGGAGGGGCUGCCGGCCGGGCCCGGCUGCUGGCCGUGCUGCUGGCGGGGCUGCUCGGUGGGGCGCGGGCUUUCGGCGACGAGGAGGAGCGGCGGUGCGACGCCAUCCGCAUCGCCAUGUGCCAGAACCUGGGCUACAAUGUCACCAAGAUGCCCAACCUGGUGGGGCACGAGUUGCAGGCGGACGCGGAGCUGCAGCUCACCACCUUCACCCCCCUCAUCCAGUACGGCUGCUCCAGCCAGCUCCAGUUCUUCCUUUGUUCGGUGUAUGUUCCGAUGUGCACAGAGAAGAUUAACAUCCCCAUAGGUCCCUGUGGUGGCAUGUGCCUCUCUGUCAAAAGGAGAUGUGAGCCUGUUUUAAAAGAAUUUGGAUUUGCCUGGCCGGACAGCCUCAACUGCAGCAAAUUCCCACCCCAGAACGAUCACAACCACAUGUGCAUGGAGGGUCCAGGAGAUGAAGAGGUUCCCCUGCACAGCAAGACCUCCCUCCAGCCCGGAGAAGAGUGCCACAGCAUGGGAUCUAACUCGGAGCAGUACAUCUGGGUGAAGAGGAGCUUGAACUGUGUCCUCAAGUGCGGCUACGACGCUGGUCUCUACAGCAGGUCAGCCAAGGAAUUCACGGAUAUCUGGAUGGCCGUGUGGGCCAGUCUUUGCUUCAUCUCCACUGCCUUCACAGUCCUGACCUUCCUGAUUGAUUCAUCCAGGUUUUCCUACCCGGAGCGCCCAAUCAUAUUUUUGAGCAUGUGCUACAAUAUUUAUAGCAUUGCUUAUAUUGUGAGGCUAACUGUGGGCCGGGAAAGGAUAUCCUGUGAUUUUGAAGAGGCAGCAGAACCUGUUCUUAUCCAAGAAGGUCUUAAGAACACAGGAUGUGCUAUAAUUUUCUUGCUGAUGUAUUUUUUCGGGAUGGCUAGCUCCAUCUGGUGGGUUAUCCUCACAUUGACGUGGUUUCUGGCUGCAGGACUCAAGUGGGGCCACGAAGCUAUAGAAAUGCACAGCUCUUAUUUCCAUAUUGCAGCCUGGGCUAUCCCCGCCGUGAAGACCAUCGUCAUUUUGAUUAUGAGACUAGUAGAUGCGGACGAGCUCACCGGUCUGUGCUACGUUGGGAGCCAGAACCUAGAUGCGCUGACGGGCUUUGUUGUCGCUCCGCUUUUUACCUACCUGGUCAUUGGGACUUUAUUCAUUGCAGCGGGACUGGUGGCCUUAUUUAAAAUCAGGUCUAAUCUUCAGAAAGAUGGAACUAAAACAGACAAACUGGAAAGGCUGAUGGUCAAAAUCGGUGUUUUUUCGGUGCUGUACACUGUCCCAGCAACGUGUGUCAUCGCCUGUUAUUUCUAUGAAAUCUCCAACUGGGCCAUUUUCCGCUAUUCGGCAGAUGAUUCCAAUAUGGCAGUGGAGAUGCUCAAAAUCUUCAUGUCCCUCCUGGUGGGGAUUACGUCAGGUAUGUGGAUCUGGUCAGCCAAAACUCUGCACACGUGGCAGAAGUGCUCCAACAGACUGGUGAACUCAGGGAAGGUAAAACGGGAGAAGAGAGCAGACGGUUGGGUGAAACCUGGGAAAGGGAAUGAGACCGUGGUAUGAGGAAAGGACGGCACCCCGAUGGUCCGACCGCUCCCCCGUGGAGGACUGAUUGUGUGUAAGCGUUGCUGUGAAAAUGUUGGGAGCAGCGUAGGGAGAUGGUUACACAACCUGUCUCUGGGGGAUGGAGAAAAAAAAAAAGCCUUAAAGAACAAACAGCAAAAAGAUCACACUGCAGAUACAAUAGCCAUAAACCAUGCUGCCCAAAACAGGAAAGCCCGAGAGGCUUUAAAAGCUGUGAAAUAUCCAAACACGUUGUCUUCCUUUGCAAUGUACUGAAGUCUUUAGAAGCUGAGGGACUGUAGCCCACGCCUGUGGGAUGUUAUUUUCUUUUUCCUAUAGCUGAUGGAGGAAAGGUGGUCCGGGGCCAAAUUCUGGGCUGAUGUAGGGCCCAGAUAUCAGAAGGUGGAGCAUCCGGGACCUCAGUUAGAUGCCUUUUUUCUGAGUUCAGCAUCAUGAAGAAGGCGCUUGCCGAGGCUUGUGUCUUUGUGCCCUGGGGAAUUCUGUUGCUCCCAUAUGCUGCACGAGUCAGCCAAGGAUCAGGUCCUCCAACAAAUACCAAGUGGACUUUCCAGGUCUGAGAGUUACCCAUUAUGAGUAGGAUUUAGUGAGGUAUUAGUGAGGAUGAUUUUUAAAGUUGUCUGAUGGUCUAAUAAUAAUUUCAACACAUUAUUUUUACGGUCUGUAACCUGGUCUGAAUUGAAAAUUGGCUCUGCCUUGAGUGGGAAUUUGGACCUCCCUAGGUCCCUUCCCACCUGAAUUAUUUCGUGGUUCUAUCAAUAUUUCUAAUUUUUUAAAGGCUUUACUCAAGACCAUUGGCAGAAGUAGAUGAGUCAGUGGGGGCUGGAAAUCUGUGUAUGGUCUUCUGCAUUGGUUUUUGUCCGUCUGCCUUUGUUCCUGUCCCUUCAGGUGCUCCUGCUAUUUCCAGUGGACUACUUUAUUCUGCUGCAUUCAACAGCUUUAAAUAAAGUCUUACAUUAUAGCGUUCCUUCCUCUAGGAAAAAGAAAAUUGAGUUGAGGGUCUCUUCAAACAAUGCCAGUUUUCUCCAAGUAAACUUAUCUGGCCCUCUCUGGAGACCCAUUGCAUGAAGCAAUUAAGUCUUAAUAUAUUUCAUUCGGUGUGAUGGUAUCUCUGCAGACGCCAGUCUGGGGAGAAGCGAAAUGUUAAGUUCCUUGGCAACCUCAUGUUCACACAGAUCAGUUGUAUAAUUAUGUGUGUCAGUUACAAUUAAAAGAACAUUCUCAGCCCAUGACAUCGCAGUACAGCUGACUGCCUCACAAUGAUGCUCCCAUUGCUCACUGACAGCUAUGGAGACAUUUUUUUAAAGUAUUUUUUACAUGCAGAAUGUGAGCAGACAUUCAGUCCUCAGGAAUGAAAAAAGACACUUCCAGUUUUUGUAAAGAGAUCCCGAGAGAAGAGACACAACUUCUUGGUGAAUAAUGUUUCACAGCAACUAUCGGGUUUACUUGUUCUUUAUUUGAGGAGGCAUCGGCUUGUGCUUGUGGGGAGCUCGAAUCUUGUGUUGGAGGUUUGGGUAAUAAGAAAGGUGAUGCAAACAGAAAUGGCCCAGAAGCACUCCAGAGAACACUGUUCUGAUGCUCUAUCCCUUUGAAGGACCUUUGUUUUAAUCUGUGUGCCCUAAACAUUUGCUUCAUUUGUUUGUGUGGAACCUGUCUGACUGUGGAGCGUCCCCCCCGGUACCCCAACUCACGCGACCUUCAAGGGCAGCUGAGAACAGGCACCGCUUUAUUGCAGUCCUGGCUGUUCACACAGGUGCCCCAUGUGCUUCCCAAACCACAACCCAUUCCAGCUCUGGCCAUGAGCACUAAUCUGUCCCAGAAGUGUGUAUUGUUUCAAUGUCAAUGUUGAAACAUGUGCUUGAGGACUUUUUUUAUUUUUUCCUAAAAAAACCCAAAACAACACAACAAACCCCAAACAAACCCUAAUUGCAGUCUUUGUGGUUGGGCACCCUCUCCAGCAGAACAAGUGACAACUUGACACAUUCUGCUCAAGACGCACAAGCAUUGUCUUGGCCAACACCGCAUACCAGCCGAGCCUUUUCAUCCUCUCCAUAAAGUCUCUCGCUAUUUACAUUGUGUUUGGAUCUGGUUAUUCUGUGGACAAGGAGUUCUUCAGAUGGAUGAGCUUCUCCGUUGUGUGAUCUUGCUCCUAGCCCGGCGAGGGAUGUAAAGUCAGCAGCUAUAUGUUGACUUUCAAGGGAUAAGGAUGGAGUAGGAGCCUUGUCUUGUGACCUCAUAUCAAGCUGUGCCAAAGUAUCACAUCCACUCAAGUGUCCUUCCCUCUGAAAUGGUUUGGAUGCUCUCCUGGCUGAUCUGGUCCAUGUUUGACCUGACUGAUUCAAUAAACGACAUUUUUAACAAUGUUAUGUACACAGUAGUACCUUGUUAUCAGAUCUCCAGCUGUGUUAUCAUCUCCAACUGUGACCCUGUGGACUGUGACAGAGGAACGUCCCUGGUGAUUUGAGAUGCUGGAAGUGAGUUGGGUAAUGGUAACUGUGCGUAGCCCUAUGAAGGACCUGGGAGGAUGUUCCAUGAAAGAGCGUGAGGCACUCAAAUACUGUUGGGAAGGGGUAGGCUGGGGAGAGACAUCAGCUGAUAUUCCCAAAGGAGCACCUAUCCCAAGCGGUCAGGGGGUCAACGUGCCAGCCCAAAGGGAGAUUAAACUGUUGCAGUGAUGAAACCAUCCCAUAAACGUGUUUGUUAAUCCACAUGCAUUUACCUUGCUCCGCUUUGGGGCCGUAUGAGUGGGAAUUCACAGCAGAUAGACUAAAACCUGCUGGUUACCAAGAGUGGGUCUCUGCAACUCGUAUGUUCUCUUGUUUCAACAUUGUUAUGAAUUUAAAGCCAAAAAAUGUGUGACUAAUCCUGUCUUGGAAAUGCAGUUGCUGUGGUUAUACAAGUAGAAACUUUGCAGCAGCUACCUUCCCUGCCCAGUCCCUACUCCCUUCUUCGCCCCGGGCUUAUGUUCUUCUCGCUGCAGGUUUUGGGAGCAUCAGCUGGAGAGGUACAAGCUUAGCUCUUACAUCAAACAGACAAGUUAGCUACUUUUUCUAAAUUUUAAGGAAAUAUACACUGAUUAUUUUGGGGUGUACAGAAAAUAUAUCUGCUUUGAUGUAUGUACUGUAAAUUUCUAAUUUAUCACUGUAAAAAAAAACAAACAAAAAUUUUGCUAUUUAAUUUUUAUAUCAAAAUAAAGUUUUAACCUCUGUGGAUAACUAA